CGCAUGCCAGCCAGCACCUCAUGCGCCACUCUCGCCCAUAAUGCUCGACACUUUUGAGAUACUCACCACCUCAGGAGUUGUGCUGUGGUCCCGUACCUAUGUCCCCGUCGGCGCAAAUGUCAUCAACAGCCUGAUCCGGGACGUCUUCAUCGAAGAGCGCAUCCAGCCUCAGGCCGACGACAUCGGCUCUAAGCCGGCGUACAAAAAAGAUGGCUAUACCCUCAAGUGGACUGCCGCAAAGGACGUUGGUCUCAUCUUUGUCGCUGUAUACCAGAGCCUCGUCCACCUCACAUGGAUAGACAAGCUCCUUGACAAUGUGCGCGCCCUGUUUGUCGGCCUCUACGGCGACAAGCUCCAGUCGGAUAGCAGUGUGGUCAACUGCGAUAAGUUUGGCACCUACUUCGAUCGCCAAAUGCACGAGUUGGAAGGCGCAAGCGAUUCGGGCGCCCCCAGCAUCAAGCUCACCACCCCAGAAUCAAGCACAGAUAACGACAGUGCUGACGACACCGCGAUCAAGCCUGCGGGCCUGCAAAAACCCCAACGGCCCUUGUACGAUACCAGCGCCGAUUCAACGCCAGUGCCUACCCCGGACACCUCGAGGCCCGCCACUCCAGCACAGAGCCAGUUGCUCACAGGCAAAUCGAGGCCGAUUGGAGGCAAAAUGUCUCGGAGGGAUAAAAAGAAAGCCUCGGCCUUCAGCUCUGCGCCUGUAUCGUCGGGUGAUGAGGCGUCAGCAAAGAAAAAGGGGAAGGGUUCCGCAAAAAAGGGCAGGGUGUGGGGCGAGUUUGGCGCAGAGGAAGAGGACGACUCUAUCCUCGACUAUUCUCAGUCAGAUGUACAGGGUGACACGUCAGGAAACGAAGCACUGGAAGAGAUCAAGCAGGAGACAUGGGGCCGCAAGACCAACAAGGGCGAGUUUGUACUCAAGGACCUCGACGAUGAGAUGGAUGCCAUCAUUGCAGCCCAAAAUGCAAAGAGGGACAAGGACACACCGGCUGCAGCUGGUGGCCUGGUUGGGUCGAGUCUAGGCGCAAUCGGUGGCCUGUUUAGGAAUGUGGUGGGCGGCAAGACACUGACCAAGGAAGAUCUCGCCAAACCUCUCAAGGGCAUGGAAGAACAUCUGUUGCGUAAGAACGUUGCGCGCGAAGCUGCAGUACGGCUGUGCGAAAGCGUGGAGCGUGAUCUCGUAGGCAUCAAAACACCCAGCUUUACUACCAUCGAGACAACAAUCAAGGCUUCAAUGGAGAAAGCUCUUACCAAGAUACUUACCCCGACUUCUUCCCUUGACUUACUUCGCGAGAUCCAGCACACAAAUUCUACCACUACUCGACCCUACGUACUAUCCAUUGUUGGCGUCAACGGAGUUGGAAAGUCGACCAACCUGUCCAAGAUUGCCUUUUUCCUGCUGCAAAAUCAUCAUCGUGUGCUCAUCGCAGCAGCGGAUACCUUCCGUUCUGGUGCAGUGGAGCAACUACGGGUACAUGUCGAUCGAUUGAAGGAGCUAUCCCAAAGAGAAGGCGGGCACGUCGAUCUGUUUGAAAAGGGUUACGGCAAGGAUGCCGCUAACAUUGCUGCCGAUGCCGUAACUUUUGCGACCAAGAACAACUUCAACGUAGUCCUCAUUGAUACGGCAGGUCGGCGCCACAAUGAUCAGCGGCUCAUGUCGUCGCUCGAGAAGUUUGGCAAGCUAGCCAACCCUGACAAAAUCCUCAUGGUCGGCGAAGCCCUCGUCGGCACAGAUUCUGUCGCUCAGGCCAGGAACUUCAAUGCCUCUUUUGGCCCAGGACGAAAUCUCGAUGGCUUUGUCAUUUCAAAAUGCGAUACCGUGGGAGACAUGGUGGGCACGCUUGUAUCAAUGGUACAUGCAACCGGAAUUCCAGUCGUCUUCUUGGGCACGGGGCAGCAUUAUAGCGAUCUAAGGACAUUGAACGUCGGCGCAGUGACGAGGCUACUCAUGAGUUGAGGUAAUGAUUGGUCAGUUCGUGAGAUGGCACGACUAUGUAGUGUAUAGUAUUGGGCUGUAUUAUGUCAUGAUUAUACAAGCACGCGUUGUUGCUUGAUUAUUUUUUUCC
Messenger RNA from Bipolaris maydis ATCC 48331, 2072 nucleotides. The record is from RefSeq and is a predicted model, not a curated record. Lineage: Eukaryota; Fungi; Ascomycota; Dothideomycetes; Pleosporales; Pleosporaceae.